AUGGAAGGUCCUUUAUACUUUGAUUUAGAUCUAAAUCAUAAGUUUAGUAACAAUCAGUUUGUGAUAAAGAAGAGGCAGAUAUUCAAUUUUUUUUAUUGUACAAGAUAUACCACAAGAACUGGAGAUAAAUUUGCAAUUCAAUCACUUAAGUUCCAGAAAGCCAACUAUUCAAUAGAUAGUAUCGACGCCGCUGAUAACUUGAGUUUGAGUUUCUUUACACCUAAGAACGAUGAUAGGCCAUUCGUCUUGUGUCUUGAAAAACCGAACAAUAAAACGGUUUACUAUGGUUUGGCAGACAAAAAGGAUUUUAAGUGGAGAGAGAUUGAUGUCCAAGGUGUAUCUAAUGAUCUUGAUGAUGAUGCCCUCCUGACUAUUCUUAAAAACCGGUACGUACAAUACUUUGCAAGUGUAAUAAAUCUAAGUGCACAUGCGAUAUUCAACCUUACGUGUGAAUACGGAGACGUAAAAUACACUUUAGUGCACAAUUUCUUGUAUGAAAUGUAUGAUAAAUAUCAUUUUAAACCAAACAGGGCGCACUCCAUAAAGGCAAUUAGACUUGAUGGACUUGAACUCUCAUUCGAUAAAGACCUUAGGUUUGUUCAAGACCUGUACAUAUAUUACGCAAACUAUGACCUUACUACGCCCUUGUUGAUAGAAACUGUUGGGUUCAGAAUGGGUGACAAAAUUCCUCUUGUCAACUACUUCACUGCUUUUAAACCUGGCAGCUAUACUUGGGUUGACGUCUACUCUGACUUGACUCUGACAUAUCCCAAGUGCGAAGGGGACAUUGGGCGCAUUCUUCUAUCAGAGAUUAAUAAAUAUCGUAAUUAUCCGGUUGAGCUAAACUUAAAACUCCAAAAACACGCGAACGUCGAUCACAUAGUCGAUAGAUUUAGUGACAUACCUUUCUAUUUCGGGUGUAUGUCCAACUCGAGAUAUGGGUACAACAUGUAUUAUCCCAGGGCUGGGUCUACGUUUUUAGUUGAGAGUCUCGUGAUAAAUGACCAAUUUCAGGACAUUGAAAUUCAAAGUAGGGAGUAUCGAAGUGUGUUCAUCUACUACCUAACUGAUCGGGAAAAGGCCAUUUUAAUCUGCUUCGGGCUACGAGACGAUUCCUAUAGCCCUUUGCAUUUUAUUUGGUAUAAGCUUGAGGACUCGAUUGAAAACAAGUGGGAGAGAAUUGACUUUUCUGCCAACCCUGAAAACGAGUACGAACUCAUAGAGAACCAAAUAGACGGUUUAUUUGGAACUCACAUCAACGUCAAAAUUUUAAUGUACAAAACUUUGGCGGCCACCUUAUUCACGUUCGGAACAGUUGUAGGAGUUUACAUAGGUGUGAAAUACAGCGAUAGAAUGUCUGCCUCAUUCGAGAGACUAUAUAAUUUCACAAGAAGAUUUAGGAAACAGGAUUUUUCUAAUAAACGCUGUAAAAAUAAGCUUCAAUUAAUAAAUUCCUAG
This is a messenger RNA of Theileria orientalis strain Shintoku, 1458 nucleotides long. RefSeq lists its product as hypothetical. The transcript has 2 exons. Lineage: Eukaryota; Apicomplexa; Aconoidasida; Piroplasmida; Theileriidae. The record is from RefSeq and is a predicted model, not a curated record. The coding region runs from base 1 to 1458 and encodes 485 amino acids.